AUCAAAUAAAAAGAAUUCAAUUUUCUUUUUAUACAGUUAAUACAGCCAUGCCAAUUCAACAAAUAGUUCUUCAUCCAACUGUUGACCGAUCUCUAAAGUAUGCCUCCACGACAGUGGGUCGUGAUAAGGUUUAUAGAGCUGUUCAAUACUUUGCACGCUUUUUGGCUUGGUAUCUUAAGCGCCAAGACUAUAAUAAUAAAGAGAUAAUUCAACGGCUCAGUAAUUUGAAAAGUGCAUUAGGGCUUUCAAGAAAACUUAUGAGACUUGGAAAAUCAAUGGAACACUUGCAGCAUGCUACAAAAGCUCUUAAUGUAGAAGACGAGUUCGCGAAAUAUGUUACUAUAGGUCGACAGCUUGGUUAUGCUGUCUAUCUAUUCUGGGAUACAUUUAGCUGGGUUCACAGCGCUGGAGUAUAUAAGUUCCAGCAAAUAAAAAGAAUAAAUGAAAAUGCUUAUAAAGCUUGGCUUAUGGGACUUUUAUUCUCAAUUAUUCAUGGUUUAUAUAAAUUGCAUCAAAUUAAUUCUCAACGUGGCUCUUUGAUAAGCAAAGCCAAAAUUGCGGAAACUAGCGAACGUUCGAAAGAUACUGCAACACUUAAGAAAGAACGUAAAGCCGCUAUCAGACAACUUAUUCAAGAUGUACUUGAUUGUUCUAUCCCAGCUACAGCGCUCGGAUAUAUCCAUCUCGAAGAUGGGUUGGUUGGCCUUACUGGUUUUAUUACUUCUAUUAUGGGUGCUCAAUCACAAUGGAAAAAAGUCAAUGGGCCAUAGUAAAUCAGUAUCAAAAAUAUUAAAUAUUUAUUUUUAUUUGUGAAGAUAUGAAAUAAAUUCGGGAAAAAACAUCAUAUUUUGUAUAAAUCAUUAAACUGUUUUUUUGCGGAUGAUGAAAUACGCAUUAACCAUU
Molecule: messenger RNA, 903 nt
Organism: Rhizophagus irregularis DAOM 181602=DAOM 197198
Lineage: Eukaryota; Fungi; Glomeromycota; Glomeromycetes; Glomerales; Glomeraceae
Source: RefSeq, a predicted model, not a curated record